Bombus impatiens (common eastern bumble bee) is the source of this 1849-nucleotide messenger RNA. It is a transcript of the gene nclb, whose product is annotated as periodic tryptophan protein 1 homolog. The record is from RefSeq and is a predicted model, not a curated record. The transcript is spliced from 12 exons. Lineage: Eukaryota; Metazoa; Arthropoda; Insecta; Hymenoptera; Apidae. Gene Ontology annotation, biological process: rRNA processing. Gene Ontology annotation, molecular function: protein binding. Gene Ontology annotation, cellular component: nucleus. Bases 318 to 1757 code for a protein of 479 amino acids.
UUCUGAUGAGUUUAAGAAUACCCAAACAAUUUGAAAAACUAAUUUAUUUUAUUUUUAAAUAUAAAUUUUAAACAUUAAAGUUUAAAUAUAUUUAGCACUAUCAGUACGUAAACGUAUUUAUUUUUCACAUUUAAUUAAUAAUUAUUGAAUUCUCAAUAAUCACUUUCUUAAUAUAUUGAACAUUGAACAUGCAUAAAAUUUCCUAAAGUUGGUACCUCAAAUUGAAAUCAUAGAUAUACAACGUACGAUUUAUACAACGUGCAAUACGUAUGACACCUGAUAUCAGAAGUUAAUUUAAAAAGAUAUAUAGUUUGAAAAUGAGUAUAAUACCGUGCACAUCGUGGGUAAAAAAAGGUGUUGCUUCUGCAAACCCUGCAAAGAUUCAACUAACUCCAAAAGAAUUAAACCGAAUCAUAAAACACAAACAACCUGAAUUAAUACUACCUGUUGGAAAUGAUUCAGAUAAAAAACACAAUAAAAAAAAACGUGAAGUAGGAUCCUCCGAAAUAGACGAAUAUAAUUUUGACAAAUAUGAUGACGAAUCAGGUAAUAUACACUGUAAUAUUGGUAAUAUUGCAAGUUUUGAGGAAGAUGGAAUAGACCCUUUUAUAACAGAAGAAGAUGAUGAUUCAGAAAAAGAUGAUGAUAUUAUUAAAAGUAACGACAAUCUUGUACUAAUAGGCCGUGUAGAAGGAGGUGGUAGUAUCCUAGAAGUAUUUGUAUAUAAUCAAGAUGAAGAUUCAUUUUAUUGUCAUCAUGAUAUAUUGUUACCAUCAUUCCCAUUGUGUAUAGAAUGGCUUGAUUUUGAUCCUUCAGAUUCAAAACCAGGUAAUUUAUGUGCAAUUGGUGAUAUGACUUCUAUCAUACAAAUAUGGGAUUUAGAUUUAAUGGAUUCUUUAGAACCAGUCUAUAAACUUGGUCGCAAAUCAAAUAAAAAGAGAAGUCAAAGCUAUGUUGGGCAUAGAGAUGCUGUAUUAGAUUUAGCAUGGAAUAAAAAUUAUACACAUGUACUUGCUAGUGCAUCUGCUGAUCAUACAGUUCUGUUGUGGGAUUUAGAAAUUGGGGUACCUGCUAACAAAUUUACAUCUUUUGAAGAAGAAAUUCAGUCAUUAAAAUGGCAUCCAAACGAAAGUCAUUACUUAUUGACAGGUUGCGCAGAUACGCUGGUAAGAUUAUUUGACUGUAGGUAUGAAACAAUUGUACAGUCAUGGGAUGCAUUAGGAGAAGUGGAAAAAGUGUUAUGGAAUUCAUUUGAUUCAAAUUAUUGCUUAGUCAGUACCUCUAAUGGGUAUAUACAAUAUAUAGAUAUUAGGGAAGACAAAUCAAUUUGGGAUGUGCAAGCUCACACAAAAGAAGUCAUAGGUUUAUCACUUAGCUCAUCAUGCCCUGGACUUUUAGUUACUUCAGCAAACGACGGUGUCAUAAAGGUGUGGGAUAUUAUUAACAACAAAGAGCCACGGUCUAUUUGGGAAAAAAAGACUAAUCUUGGUGCUUUGUUAUGUCUUGCACCCAACCCAGAUAAUCCAUUUGUAUUUGCUGUUGGUGGUGACAAUAAAUCACAUAAUUAUAAAAUAUUUGAUCUUUUACAAAUACCAGAAGUACGCGAGAGGUUUCGGGAACGGAAGUUACAAAACAAUAUCAAUGAUACCAGAACACAAGAAGAAAAAGAAGGAAUGAUGGAUGUAACUGAAGAUAAGAAUUCAACGAUUCUACAUACAACUAAUACAGCAUCCAAAAGAACAGAAAGGUAUAAGUAAACAAGUACAAUAAAGAUUUCAAAUUAUAUCUCCAAAGAUUGUAUAUCCAUAGGCACUUGUGCUACUUUUUACUUGUAUAUUGUUUUGACAUA